ACAACUCAAGAAAGUGACUUGGAGAUAGUUUGGAGACUUAGGUAGGGCUACACUGUGCAGGUCCUAGUGAGCCUGGAUGCCUGAAAGGGAUUUGGCAAGUCUGCAGGGGCUUUGAACACAAAGGGGUAUGCAGUAUCCUAUGUUGGAGUCUGGAGCUGGGUUUUCCAGUUUCUCAGUGCUGCUUAUGCCCCCUAGAGGCAGUCCAGAAUGCUGGGGCACAUGCCCAUCAUGUGGCCACCCUCAGGAGGAGGGCCUCUGGGAACAAGUUAAAAGAUUCAGAGAAAGGCUCCAUUCUUUCCCCACCUCAGCCUACCCUGGCUUGGGGAAGCAGGGGACCUAGAAUUCGGGAGGUGCCGAGUAUAGAAAUGUAUCUGAGGCACUUGCUGGGAAGAGGCAGGGACAGCAGCAGAAGGCUGGGCGGGCUCCCCAGUGGGACUCCAUAAGCAGAGCGCAGGCUCUUAGCCAGGAAGUGACUAGACUCUGCCUGUGCCAUGCCUAGGCAGAAAGAGGGCAAGUGUGAAGGAAAAUUGGAGAGUGCCCAGAUGGAAAGAGGCCGUGUGAGGGACGCCGGAGACCCCUGAUGAUACCUUGAGCUGAGUAGGACACGGGGAGGCCGAUACCACCUGGAGCUGAAGCCUCCACUGACUGCUCCCUACUUCCUGGACAAGACUAUGCCCACUCAGGGGCCUCAGAAGAGGCUUCUGGGUUCUCUCAACUCCACCUCCACAGCCACCCCUCACCUUGGACUGGCCACAAACCAGACAGUGCCUUGGUGCCUGCAGGUGUCUAUCCCGGAUGGCCUCUUCCUCAGCCUGGGGCUGGUGAGUCUGGUGGAGAAUGUGCUGGUCGUGAUAGCCAUCACCAAAAACCGCAACCUGCACUCGCCCAUGUAUUGCUUCAUCUGCUGUCUGGCCCUGUCUGACCUGAUGGUGAGUAUAAGCUUGGUGUUGGAGACUACUAUCAUCCUGCUGCUGGAGGCAGGGGCCCUGGUGACCCGGGCUGCUUUGGUGCAACAGCUGGACAAUGUCAUUGACGUGCUCAUCUGUGGCUCCAUGGUGUCCAGUCUUUGCUUCCUCGGUGUCAUUGCCAUAGACCGCUACAUCUCCAUCUUCUAUGCACUGCGUUAUCACAGCAUUGUGACACUGCCCCGGGCACGACGGGCCAUCGUGGGCAUCUGGGUGGCCAGCAUCUUCUUCAGCACCCUCUUUAUCACCUACUACAAUCACACAGCCGUCCUAAUCUGCCUUGUCACUUUCUUUCUAGCCAUGCUGGCACUCAUGGCAGUUCUGUAUGUCCACAUGCUCACUCGAGCAUGGCAGCAUGCUCAGGGGAUUGCCCAGCUCCACAAGAGGCAGGGCUCCACCCGCCAAGGCUUCUGCCUUAAGGGUGCCGCCACCCUUACUAUCCUUCUGGGAAUUUUCUUCCUGUGCUGGGGCCCCUUCUUCCUGCACCUCACACUCAUCGUCCUCUGCCCUCAGCACCCCACCUGCAGCUGCAUUUUUAAGAACUUCAACCUCUACCUCGUUCUCAUCAUCUUCAGCUCCAUCGUUGACCCCCUCAUCUAUGCCUUUCGAAGCCAGGAGCUCCGCAUGACACUCAGGGAGGUGCUGCUGUGCUCCUGGUGAGCAGGGAGGUGGCUUUUGGUCUCAGGCCAGGGUGCUGGGCAGAGGGUGACAAUGACAUCCAGUGGCCUGCAUCCUGUGAGACCACAGGUACUGUCGUCCCCUCCUGAUCUCCAUUUGUCCAAGGGUGGACUUACGAACUUUAAAAUAGAAACACAAACUGCCUGGGGCCAGGAAAAAGGGUCAGUGUGACUGCAAGGGUCAUCCAGGGUAGCCGCGGGAAAUGGAAGAAGCAGGGGAGAGCUCUGGCUCUAGGCAAGGGUCAGACCACAGGCUCCUGAAGAGACAGUUCCUACUUCCGGAGAGCUUCACCUCUGCCCACCCAGUUCUUCAGCUCACUCAGGCAGGGCCCUCUACUGCUGGGUUGGACAGGAAGUUUCUGAAUUUAAAGAACGACAAGAGCCAUAAAGGCGUGCUUACUCCUGGUGAGGGCUUCCGAAGGGGGAAUUUGUGACCAGGAAAAUCCAGCCAUAGCCAUGCAGUGGGCUGUUUAAACAAGUGAGGCCCUUCCUCAAUAAAGGGACCAGAACUACAGAACGUGCCUCUUGCACAAGGGAUCUACCCAUUUGCACGGAGGGAGGGGGGCUGAUCUAAAGAGCAGUUGUGUGGCUCAUGGGAAUACCAAGAGGUGGGGAUCCAACCGCUCACCCCCAACAGGCUGCUCCAGCAAGUGCCUCCUCUGGCCUUGGUAGAGGCUGUUGGCCUAUUAGUGACCACAGCCUGUAGCUCUGAGCCAGAAAUCAGUUGAAAUGCUCAGCUAGAGCCUCAUUAUCUUCCCAUCAUUAUCUCUGCCCAGAAGUUGCUUGAAGGUUGAGUGGGGAAAGGGUAGGAAUGGCAGUCAGGAUAGGAGGAAGGGAGUCUCAGAGCCACAGCUGCCUGCCUGAAUUAGGAAUCCACAGUUCAGAACGCAGCAAGUAUCCUAAUCAGGCCCACUUGGCUUCCUCUAUAUUACUACAAACUAGAGCAGAUCAAGGGGCUGCAGGUUCAAAUCCUCCACUUACUCUGGUGACAAGACAGUUCAGGCUCCUUUCAGAUCAACCAUAUACCGCAGCAAGACCAGAGUCUCAACCCCUGAGAUGACCCAUCGGUAACUUUGGCCAGAGCCUGCCCCUUUCCUGGACCCAUUCCUGUAGCACCUUCAGCCAUGGCAUGGAGUGCUAUCAUCUUACUCUGAGCUGCCCUGAAGAGCCUAUAGCAUAGGAUAGGCCAGGGGUUGGGAUCUAUUUCUACUCAGCACUGCCCUUCUGGGAGAGGAUGGUGGUGCCAGUGCUCUGCCAGCCUUGGGAAGUAUGUAGAUUAGGCCUCUCAGAAUAGAGGAGGGUGCCCAGGAGCUCAAGGGUAUCUGAGUCCCAGGGAGCUGCACAUGGGGUGAACCACAGUUCUUGCUCCUGUGGGAUGGCAGACCCCAAGCCCUUGUACUGCUACAACCUAGAAUUCCUACCACGGAGUCUAUCUUGGGCCCCCCCACAGAUGCUAAGCACCCCACUGUCCUCAUCCCUGGGGUGGCCUCAGUCUGGACUAAUAUGCCCUCAACCACCUCUGAGACAGGAAGUGGCAUCAAGCCAGACCCUAGCCACAGUAUCAGCUCCAGCCUUGUUGGACUGAGGUUGGGAGCUGGUUCCCGGCAGGGCCAGCCUUUGCUGGAAGAUAGGACCAUGAGUCAGCCUUUAUCCUGGUAUCAUAGCUCUCUGGGGACACAGGGAGCUGGCCGGGCCUGAUGUCAUCUGACAAAGAGGCAGCCCAGGCCUCUGGAUAUUUCCAAGCAUCUUCCCUGUCCAGACAAGGAGACAGAGCCAGAUGCUCACCCAGGACUUCUUGAACCAGGCCAGCUGGAAACCAGCUACAGAAAGCCACAUCGUGGACACGUUGUGGGGGAGGGGCAUCUCUUGAGAACAAAAGACCCAUUUCUAAACUCAGCUAGCUCAGAAGCUUAUCCUCAGAGAAGAGUUGUAUGCACAACCACUCUACCCAGCACAUGCCUAUGCAGACUGGACAAAGGCACCGGUGGAUUGUUUCUAGCUGCUCUUGUGAAAUGAAUGUUUGUGGACCAUCCGUGUGUGGUAGUACUGUCUCAGAAUCUUCCACAAGAAUUUCUGUCAUUGGAAUACCAGAAAGUCCUCACAAAAUGUCACUGACCCUAGAUGAGUAUUAAAUCAGUGCUGUAUGUGAACA
Messenger RNA from Onychomys torridus (southern grasshopper mouse), 3794 nucleotides. It is a transcript of the gene Mc1r, whose product is annotated as melanocortin 1 receptor. Gene Ontology annotation, biological process: G protein-coupled receptor signaling pathway. Gene Ontology annotation, cellular component: membrane. Gene Ontology annotation, molecular function: melanocyte-stimulating hormone receptor activity. The coding region runs from base 672 to 1625 and encodes 317 amino acids. The record is from RefSeq and is a predicted model, not a curated record. The transcript has a single exon. Lineage: Eukaryota; Metazoa; Chordata; Mammalia; Rodentia; Cricetidae.